ACCCGGUUCUUGGCAAGGACGCGGAGACCGGCGGCGCCGCUCGCACCCUGCUGCAGCAGCGUCCGCGGGCCAGAGGGACGGGGCGCAACCGCGGGCUCCCUCCAGGAGCAGGACCAGCCCCUGUAAUCAUCCCCCCAAAUACAGCGCGUCUCACCACCUGCCCGGACCAAAAUUAGCGCCCCCCUCCCCCAUUAACCUUCUGUGGGUUAAUGACAGAGAGAAAACUACCAGAAAUCAGACAGAAACUUCCCAAUUAUCUGAUUAGUUCCACAUUUACUGGCUAACAACUUUCCCAGAUGGAACUAGACAAAUCAAUCAAUAGUGCUGUUACUAAAAAGCCUAAUGAAGAUGCUGCAGUGAGUUGCAGGAAAAGAUUAUCUUUUCUAGAUGAUAUAAAUGUAUCAGAAGAUGACCAGAAAUUAAGAGAGACAGUGAAAGUAAUUGCAGGAAAAGAAGUAACUGCAAAAGCCAUUUGCUUUCUUACCUUUGGCCUCUACUUGGUUAAAAGCUUUACCCAGCAACGAUUAGAUAUAGUAGGAGUGACCUACAACAGCAAGACUAGAAGACUGAUCCUCGUGGAUGGCAAAGGGUUGUUCAGCUUGGAUUUACUUGCUUCUAAGACUGUAGGUGAGAGAGAUCUUUAUCUGUCAGGCUCAAGAGUUAAAAGGGAAAUGGGUUUUCACAAGUACCAAUUCAACAUAGUGAGAAGCAUCACCUACUGUGAAAAAUUCAAUGUUUACUUUAUACUGAGAAGAGACUAUGCACUUAAGGUGUAUAAUAAGGAUUAUGAAGAGAUCUGCUCAGUAGAGAACGUGGAGUCACGUCUGUUGACACUUAUGGUAUUCAAUCCUGUGAGUGAUGAACUCAUUACAGGAGGAAUCAAAGGCAUAAAGUUCUGGAAGUUUAAAGAAACAGAGAGUACAGAUUACUCUGAUGCAGUUCACAUGUCCAAUUACAAGCUAUUCCCCAGUGCAGAAUUCCCACACAUGAGGCAAAUCUGGUGUACAAAUAUGGAGUUUGAUGUCAAUAUGCAAAGACUUUAUUGCUUUUCUAAUUGCGAUCUCUUCUGCUAUGAUACCAAAGGGAAUAUACUGUUUCAGCUAACCAAUGCCCACCAAAGUACCAUUCUCUCCUGCGUCUAUUCAUCAUACUCCAAUGCUUUGCUUACCUCCUCCAGGGACUCUGAAAUAAAAUCUUGGAAUGACCAGGGCUGUUUGUUGCAUGUGUUUCAUGGCCAUACGAGGUCUGUCACACACAUCCUCCUCCACCCAAACACUUUGUCUUUAUUUAUCUCUGGAUCUUUGGAUGGGACAGUGAAACUCUGGUCCCUGGAUACAAUGGAGCUGUUUUACAGUUUAUCAUUGUUCACUGAAGGAAUUGUUUGGAUGGGCCUGACUGAGGAUAAGUUGUUGUACUGCUCUUCUGCCCGCAAUCUUCAUGUGUAUGACUUGAACUAUUUUACCAAAUUCUGGACUCAUGUCAGCAGUCAGAUUAAGGCUCUGUCCCUCUGUGGUGCCAAUGGGAAAUCCAGCAGGGUGGUAGCUAUGGGCUCUGAUAACAGUUUACGAAUUUUCUCUCUGCAUAAUGGGACAAAGUUAUGUACCGUGCUGCCGCCUCCCUAUCCUUCUCCGCUCCAGUCAGUUCUCAGCUUUGCCUAUAAUCGAACCAAUGGAACAAUUUACUUCCUCUUGACUUCUUGGGAUAUAUGGGUCUACACAGCGAGAACUGAUCCUGCAUGUAGGGCAGCAGUGUGGACGAUUGAAGAAAUACACCAGCACUUAAACAGAAAACACCCCUUAGCCUCUUGUGUACAGAAGAAUGAAUAUUUUCAACAUACUCGAAAGGAGAGUGUAAGAGAUCCAGUGAGAUGCAAAUGUCUCUGCAGCCUGUCCUCCCCAAUAUGCUACUGGAUAGAUGAAGGGCUGGUGUAUGCAGAUACCCAGGAAUUUCUGGUUCUUGGUAUGCAGGAUGGAAGAAUCCUGUUUCUGCACACAUCAAUACAAAAUCUAGUAUAUUAUGAGAUGAAGGCCUAUAAAGAUCCUGUAAUUGAAUUAAAACAUGAUAUCGAUCACCAUCAACUGAUAAAUAUGUGCCAGGAAUUGGAAUACAAAUUGGUGCAGAUCUGGAGUUUACCUGCCCUGAAGUUGCUUCACCAGAUCAAUAUCUCGAAUGAAACCAUGGUUUUCACCAGGAUUAACAGUUCACUGUUCCUUGGCCUGCAUUCUGGAGCUGUAAAUGUCUUUGAUGUUCGUGUUGAAGAAGGCCCAGUGGAUCUGUUGGAGAAAAAUGAGAAAAAGCCAGAGGGAAAUGAAGAACCAGAUAUCACUCAUGAUUCUGAAAAUGCUCACAAGGGCCCUGUGGUAGCAGUGGAUGCCUGCAAGACCCUCUCUCUCUUUCUAAGCUGUGGUGCGGACUACAUGGUGAAACUCUGGGAUAUUCACAAGAAUUUGCUGGCCGACAUUUUUCUUGAUAACACUCUCAGCUCUGCUUGUUUCCUGAAUGGUUCUGGAGAUAUUUUAGUGGCUUUCAAAAAUGAUCUUUACAUCUUGCCUCACAGUAAGGCACUGGGUAUCUCAACAACAGAUACAGAUGUCUCUGGAAUCUCAGCAACAGAGUCCUUCAUUUAUGAAAACCAAGCUUUAAAUUACCAAAAGGAAGGAAAAAAUGAUGUCUCCAACAUCACUGACAUGGACUCUUAUCUGGUGCCUUACAUGGGAUUUAAUUUCACCAGUAACUUCACAACAGAAUUGCUGGACCGAGAAAAGCUGUCCUGGAAGUUGCCGCUGGCCCCUUCCCAGAUAUAUUGUUCUCCCAGUAUCUCAGCGACUUCAUUGAAGAUGUUUGACUUCUUGUUUCAACCUGGACCUCUCAGCAUAGAUGAGCGAGAAAAGGCAGAACUCUCUGAAAGAAUGAUCCUGACUGAUGAUAUGAAAUACUUGCCUGGCCCCAGACCUGCAGGGGCUGUGGCUUUGGAAAUACCUGAGUUUGGAAUCUCCCCAUGUUCUUCUCCACCCAGUGUAUGUUUAGAGGCCCAGCCGGAGGAAGAGGUUGCUGAAACUGAGAGUGAAUCCCCCAAUACAGAAUCACUACAUCAAAUCCCAAGCACUGAACAGCAGCAAGUCAGUGAAGAAGCCGACAAGGAGGGAACAAAUCUUCUAACAGAGGGAGAUUUCUGUUUGGACAAAACUCAGACUUUACAGAUGAAGAGAAAAACAGGUUCUGAAAAAAGGAAGAAAAAAGCUUCAAAGAGCGACAGAUUUCCAUGUGGCAAAGAAAAGAAGCUUGUGCCCGGGAAAUUAUCCAGUUCAGACGGUGCAGGUCUGAGAAAGACACAUACACCAAAACAUAAAAGAUUUUCCUCAGAGACACAGAAUGUCAUGAUGGCUAGAGACCCCAAGACUGUCUCCCGGGCCCAUUCGGCUAUUCCUAUAGGAGAGAAAAUGAUUCCUACUCCUCCACCUGAGGCUCUGGCACCAGCUGAGAAAAGGACCUUUCUGAGGAAGAAAACUUAUCAACAGAAAGAUGGUAACAAUGUGACCUGGAGUGAUAAAGCCCUAGUGAGAUUGGAGACUUGGAGAAGAAAAGAAAAUGAAAGGACUGAGCAUGCAAAGAAGAAGCGAGCAAUACUGGAGCUCCAGAAACUGCAGCAUCUCCACUUUCCAACAAGCCACUGGUUCUGUACUCGACCAGCCACUUCCCAGCAAUAUCAGAAUUUGCAGAUUUCUGAAAACCUCUUUGAAAUAGAGUUUGCUGCUUGGAUGCGGCCUCACAAGAAGUCCCAUGUCCUUUCCCAUCCGUGCGCUGUGAUGCAGGAGGGCCCCAUCAACUUUUCCAGGGAGUUUCCUUACAGACUAGCCUGGGGACCUGUGACCACUCAUGACUUGGAGGCAAAACUGUGUUACCAUAGGACGAUGCUGGACUUGUUUAAAGAAGGCAAAGCAAGCAGCCUCCUUGUAGAGAGAAAUCUGCAACCUACAAGAUCAAUCCCUAGCAAAGGGAGGUACAUCUUGGUGAAUGCUGAGACUCCUUCAAUAUCCUCAACCCCGCCUGUAAGCAGCCCACUGGAAGACAGGUUACUGAGUGUCCGAUUCCCCAAACAAAAAGAAACUCUGCCCCACAAUGUGCACAAGCAGACUCAGCCUCCUGCAGCAAUGCGACACCCUCUUGCCUUAUGA
Mauremys reevesii (Reeves's turtle) is the source of this 4175-nucleotide messenger RNA. RefSeq lists its product as uncharacterized. The transcript has 34 exons. Lineage: Eukaryota; Metazoa; Chordata; Testudines; Geoemydidae. Gene Ontology annotation, molecular function: protein binding. The record is from RefSeq and is a predicted model, not a curated record. Bases 297 to 4175 code for a protein of 1292 amino acids.